Bactrocera oleae (olive fruit fly) is the source of this 1886-nucleotide messenger RNA. RefSeq lists its product as uncharacterized. Gene Ontology annotation, cellular component: nucleus. Gene Ontology annotation, biological process: regulation of DNA-templated transcription. Lineage: Eukaryota; Metazoa; Arthropoda; Insecta; Diptera; Tephritidae. The record is from RefSeq and is a predicted model, not a curated record.
UACUACUUAAGCAGGAACAGAUUGUUGCGAAGCACCAGUCUGCUGUUGGAUUUCGAAAUCGGCGGGUAUUACUAAGAAAACGCUAUUUUACUAAAGUGAAAAAAUAAAAUAAAAUAAAGUAUGUGAAAACAGUGCAAGUGUAGUGCUUAAUUGAAGGGCUCUUUUAUUAAUACAUCAAAAAAAUCUUAAAAACUUUGCAAAGACACUUCAUCAUACAUCGCAUUUAUAGUUUGUGUUUUACGAAAACUGAUGAACAUGAUCAUGGAAAAUAAUCAUCACCUGAUCCACCAGCUUCAGCAAAGCACACCGCCAUUGCCGUCACCACAACGAGCCGACUUGUGCGUCUCUACGACGCCACCAAAUGACUCUUUAAGUCCGCUUUCAAGUCAUAACAGUAGCAAUAACGACAUACAAGUGUCGCCUGUUGCCGCAACAACAAAUCUGAGCAAUGGAAAGACGUCUUUAAAACGUUCUUUCGAUGUCGCUUUUCUAAUGAUGCCCGAUGAGCGUUUCAAGCAGAAGCAAAACGAAAAGUAUGCCCGACUGUCGAAUUAUACUGACCGCCCCCAAUAUCCCACAGAUUUAUCACCACGUACCACUCAACAUUCGCCACCACAAAACAAUCAGCAACUGCCGCAGCAGCAACAGCAUACACAGCAAUCACUAAUUAAUCCGAUCGAAUCGGUUGUCAACAUGCAAGAAGCACGUCGCUAUCCCCAAAUCAGCAUACGACCACCUCGCGUUUAUGAUGACCCAACUUUGGUUAUUCCUGUUGGUAGCGAAUCGCCCGAGUGUGUGCCUUUAAAGAGCGCCUUUACCAAGGUAUGCUCGAUGCGCCUAGAGUCACCUAUUCAGCCUGCGCCCCCACUGAGUCCCGAUCAAUUGAGCUGCUCAUCCAUAAGUCCACCCAUAACCACAACGCCUCCACGGACAAAUAGUGGCGGCAAUGGUAGUCUCUCGAAUGGCAGCGGUGGCAAUACGACGCCAUGUCUCAAUCCGAAUAUCAUCUACCAAAAUUUCCGACCAGAGUAUCAGUUUAAUGGUACAUUUCAGUCUGUUAAUCACAUACAAAUGCUUCAGGCACAGCGUCUCAAGCAGCAACUGCUUUACCGAACCCCACUUAAUCCCUCUGCAGCCGCCGCACUUGCCGCCAGCAAUCCUCCUGGAUCUCACACAAAUGUAAACUCCAACCCAGAAUUUCUACACGGCUAUCCAGCGUUUUCCUUUCCCAAUGCGGCCGCUGCUCAUCCAUUCGCGGCUGUAGGACCACCGGAGAUGCCACGAAUCGCACAGAGUCCCGCGGCAGCCGCAAUACUUACAACGCUAAUACCACCCACACUGGCUUCUACGUUUUCCUUGACUGCUCAAAAUGUUUGCGCUAAAUGUAACAUAAGCUUCCGCAUGACGAGUGAUCUCGUCUAUCACAUGCGUUCCCAUCACAAAAAUGAAGUUGCAUGUGAUCCUAAUCGGCGUAAGCGUGAGGAAAAGUUGCGCUGUCCCGUUUGCCAGGAGACAUUUCGCGAACGUCAUCAUCUUACACGACACAUGACUGCUCACCAAGACAAGGAGAGUGACCAGGUGACACCAAAUGGUUCUGCGUUAGGCGAAGGAACAGAAAGGCUGCAUAACUUAGCCAGUAGCGGGAAUGGACGCCAUCAAGCGGCGCGUAUCCCAAGUAUGAACAAAUGAUCGAAGCAUUUUUUCGGAUAUUUUUAAUUUUGUUUAACGUCUACUUAAUUUUUGGUCUUCUACUAUGGCCCAUUUGUGAUAUUAAUUUAAUGCAGGUUUGAAAACCACCAUUAUAUUUGAAGUCAUUUAGCUUCGUAGCACAAUUUGAAAGUUGUAAAAUAUUUAGAAAGAAAUACUAACAUUAAAUAAUUAUAAGA